This is a messenger RNA of Cynara cardunculus var. scolymus (artichoke), 590 nucleotides long. RefSeq names its product sm-like protein LSM2. Gene Ontology annotation, cellular component: U4/U6 x U5 tri-snRNP complex; U6 snRNP; precatalytic spliceosome. Gene Ontology annotation, molecular function: RNA binding. Gene Ontology annotation, biological process: mRNA splicing, via spliceosome. The transcript has 3 exons. Bases 62 to 343 code for a protein of 93 amino acids. The record is from RefSeq and is a predicted model, not a curated record. Lineage: Eukaryota; Viridiplantae; Streptophyta; Magnoliopsida; Asterales; Asteraceae.
AGUUUCAUAUUGUUCACUCCUGUGACGUCAUUUUAGAGCGGCAAACGAAAAACCCUAGAAAAUGUUGUUCUUUUCGUACUUCAAGGAUUUGGUGGGAAGAGAAGUAACUGUGGAACUGAAGAACGAUUUGGCGAUUCGAGGAACUCUUCAUUCUGUAGAUCAGUAUUUGAAUAUUAAGCUCGAGAACACCAGAGUUGUUGAUCAAGAAAAGUACCCUCACAUGCUUUCAGUGAGGAACUGUUUCAUAAGAGGAUCAGUAGUGAGAUAUGUGCAGUUACCACCUGAGGGAGUAGAUGUCGAGCUGCUCCAUGACGCCACAAGAAGAGAAGCUCGAGGUGGUUAGAUGAUGGUUCAAUGUAUCUUACUAGCAUUUCUACUAGAUACUUCUUACUUGAAUUGUGACUGAAUCUUAUAAUUUCUUACCCUUAGGGAAAGCUUUUAUUCCCCCCCCCCUCCCCCCGGGAGGGGGGUGCUGAGGCCCAUGGGUGUUUUUCUUCCUUACMAUGCCUUUUGUAUGUGUCCAGUGUACCUUUCGGUUACCCUUUUUUACUUAUUUUUCUCGUGCUGUGUUCAUAGCAGCCGUAUGUUAA